Molecule: messenger RNA, 621 nt
Organism: Anastrepha obliqua
Lineage: Eukaryota; Metazoa; Arthropoda; Insecta; Diptera; Tephritidae
Exons: 3
Coding region: 127-414 (95 amino acids)
Molecular function (GO): protein binding
Source: RefSeq, a predicted model, not a curated record
AGGCAACGCCGCACUAAUAGUCGCAGAAGAGAUCCCGUCAUAGAUAGCUUGUUACGCCAACGUGGUUUUACUUAAGUUCGAAAAAUUUUAUUGUGAUAAUUAAAAACUAGAUAUUUUCAAAUAAAGAUGAAAAACCAAAUUUUAAAUAUGUCUGCAAUCUGUUUCAUUUUUGUACUCAUCGUUUUUACAUUAACUACGACGGCUGCACAAUCCAAGCCGAAGCAAUGCAUCAAGGAAUGUCCGGCAACAGUCGAUCCCGUUUGUGGUUAUGACAGCAAUUGCUAUGCCAGAUUUAACAAUAAAUGCCAGUAUGAUUGGUUAAAAUGCUCUUCGAAGCACAAUCUGGAGACGGUGGACAUGUCUCUAUGUGAUUUAGCUGAACGAAGAACUCAUCCAGAUUAUAGGCUUUGCUGAGAGCUCAACUAUUUUUAUAUGUAUUUUAAUAAAUUAUUUCAAAUUCCAUGCCAUCUAAAUGUAAAGCAAUAUUAUACUCAAUUUAUCACUACAAAUAGCCUUAAGCCGAUUCCUUGUCGAAAAUAUAUUGUAAAUGUAUAAAUCAGUAGAGAUUUGACUCGCACAAAAAUCUCUCCUUAUUUAAUGUGAAAUUGUGAAAAUUAGAAA